Molecule: messenger RNA, 1107 nt
Organism: Gastrolobium bilobum
Lineage: Eukaryota; Viridiplantae; Streptophyta; Magnoliopsida; Fabales; Fabaceae
Exons: 3
Coding region: 1-1107 (368 amino acids)
Source: RefSeq, a predicted model, not a curated record
AUGGCUUUAAAGUUUCCUACAGAAAGGCAUGUUGGUGCUUCUCGCAAAAGAGCAGAUAUUUUGAGAGAAAAGCAAUUUGAUGAGAUAGUCAAAAGUAUUGCAAGCGAUGAUGUUCAAUCAGGGAGAGGCUUGAAUCAAGAAAUGAGUUUGUCACGACCACGGGACACACGUUGGAGCUCACAUUAUCGAUCAUUGGUAAGUCUGUGUACAUUAUUUGAUCUUGUGCUUGAUGUGGUAGAAAUUAUAAAAGACGAUAUAACUCUUAUGCAUGCAAAAAGGUCUGAAGCCUCUGCCCUUAUGAUGCGUAUGCAAACUUUUGAAUUUGUAUUACUUUUGAACCUGAUGAUCAAGGUCUUGGCAAUAACGAAUGAGUUGUCACAAGCACUUCAAAGAAAAGAUCAAGAUAUUGUAAAUGCUAUGACUCUUGUAAAAGUUUCAAAGGAGUUAUUACAGAAUAUGAGGGAUAAUGGGUGGGAUAAUCUAUUUCAGAAGACUUCUGAAUUUUGUAUAAAACAUGAUAUAGAUAUCCUUGAUAUGGAAAGUGUACUUGCAUUACAAGGGAGAACAAAACGUAGAGGACCAGUUACUCAUCUGCAUCACUUUAAGGUUGACAUAUUUUAUGCAAUGAUAGAUACUCAACUUCAAGAGUUGAAUGAUCGUUUUAGUGAAAUUAGUUCGAAUUUGCUGGAAUGCAUGGCAUGUUUAAAUCCGUGCAACUCUUUCUCAGCAUUUGACAAGAAUCAGUUGUGUGAAUUUGCUGGCUUUUAUCCUUCAGAUUUUGAUUUGAAUGAUUUUGUCAUGCUUGAAUAUAAGCUCGACACGUAUAUUUUUGAUAUGCAAAGUGAUCCUAGUUUUUUGAAUUUGCAAGGAAUAACUGAUCUUGCCAAGAGGAUGUUAGCAUUAACUUUGCCUGUAGCAACUGCAUAUGUGGAAAGAGCAUUUUCAGCUAUGAAAUACAUCAAAACUGCACUUUGUAAUUGGAUGGGGGAUGAAUGGUUGAAUGAUUGUUUAGUGCCAUAUAUUGAAAAAGAUGUAUUUGAUAACAUUGAUAAUGAGACAAUUAUGAUGGAAUUCCAAAAAAUAAGGCCUAGAAGAAUGACAUCGUAA